AUGUCGGCUCUGCCAUUUUAUACCCUGGCUCAGUAUCAAGUGGAUGGAUUCCAGCCUGUGAAUGUGCCUGCUCCGGUUCCGUCUUCCCUCCCAAUUGCGCCGGUUACUUACAACGGCAACGUCGAGCAACCCCCUUCCGCGGAGCACGGUCAUUCGGUCAACCGCACGUCGGGAAACCCUUCUCCUCCUAGACGGCGCCGAAAGAACUCAUCCAGCGCCAGUCCCAAAACAGAAACUGAAAAGCAAAAGACGUCACGCUCCAAGUUCCUAGAGCGUAAUCGUCUGGCUGCCAGCAAAUGCCGUCAAAAAAAGAAGGACCACUCCAAUCAAUUACUCGCGAUAGAUCAGGUGCUUUCGCAGAGAAAUAAGGAGUUGAAUCAGGAGGUAACGGAACUGAACCACAUGCGGCUCAGUCUCAAGAAUGCUAUGUUUCAGCACUUGGACUGUAAGAAUCCGGCCAUCGACGCUUACCUACAGCAGAUGGUCAAUGGCGUUGCAAACCAGCAGCCCAGCAUUACCGAGUCUUCGCCCGGCACGACCGCGUCGGAAUACAUCCCCGUUUCCACGCCGGACACGGCUGCUUUUGGUUUCGACGGCCCUAUGCGAUUUUCUCCAAGCCCGGCAGCGAACUGGGACGAACUGGAGAGACGAGGCUCGCUCAAUUCCAUAAAUACCGAGUUCACUUGUCCUCUGAUGAAUGGCGAGCCCACCGAGAACGUGGAAGCAGACGUUGACUUUGAUAAUCUCUUGGACGUGAACAAAUGUGCCUAG
Aspergillus steynii IBT 23096 is the source of this 771-nucleotide messenger RNA. RefSeq names its product bZIP transcription factor atfB (gene atfB). Lineage: Eukaryota; Fungi; Ascomycota; Eurotiomycetes; Eurotiales; Aspergillaceae. The record is from RefSeq and is a predicted model, not a curated record. Gene Ontology annotation, biological process: regulation of transcription by RNA polymerase II. Gene Ontology annotation, molecular function: DNA-binding transcription factor activity, RNA polymerase II-specific; RNA polymerase II cis-regulatory region sequence-specific DNA binding. The transcript has a single exon. The coding region runs from base 1 to 771 and encodes 256 amino acids.